AUGUCCCUGGAAAUGGUUUCAGAGAACAGCAGUACUAACCUUAUACACCCAGGAUUCUCCUUACUGAAUUUUCAUAGUGAAGUCUUUCUUUUUGGACAGAAAGGCUGGCCUAAGAGAUCCUGCAGCACAGGUGUUUUCCUUCUUCAUCUCAAGGGUCACCAGCUGAAACUUAAACCUGUUUCAUUUUCAUCUAAAUCAUGCUAUCUCCCACCAUUGCGUCGGCCUGCAAUAACUCAUUACUCAGAUCCAUCAGAAACAGGAAGCCUUUUUUAUUUAAUUCACGGUGGGAGAACUCCAAAUAAUGAACUGCCUAAUUCACUCUACAUCAUGAUGGUUUAUGACAAUGCUGCCAAAAAGAGAACAUCUCUUCAUUGCACUGAAAAGAAUCUAAAAGGAGAUGUUCCCAAAGGAAGAUAUGGCCACACCAUCAAUGUGAUUCAGAACAAGGGACAAACUAUAUGUGUCUUGUUUGGUGGUAGGUCUUACCAACCUCCUGGACAAAGAACUACAGAAAACUGGAACAGCUUAGUGGAUUGUUUGCCUGAGGUUUUCCUGAUUGAUAUGAAUACUGGCCAUUGCACAUCCCACGUGCUUCCAGAAGUAGAAGAAGGCUUUUCAUUCCAUGUUGCCAUUUCAAAAAUUGACACCAUCUACAUAUUAGGUGGUCAUUCCAUUAAAAACAAUAAUCGUCCUGCAAGAUUGCUUAGUCUAAAAGUAGAUCUUUCAGACAUCCAGCCAAGUGUGAAAUGUACAAUACUGCAAGAAGGUAUCUCUGUAUCAAGUGCAAUCAUGACCCAAGCUGGCAAGGAUGAAUUCAUCAUUGUUGGUGGUUAUGAAUCUGAGAGCCAGAAGCGAAUGAUUUGUAACACCGUCAUUUUGGAGGAUGAUAACAUUCAGAUUUUGGAAAAAGAACCCCCAGCAUGGACUAAUGAUAUCAUAGCAAGCAAAACCUGGUUUGGCAGUGACAUGGGAAGUAGUGCAGUGUUAAUAGGAAUUCCUGGAGAAACAAAACAGGAUUCACCAGAUGCAAACUACUUCUAUAUCGCAAAUUUUGGACAGCCAAAAGAAGAAAGCCAAGUGUCUGCUAGCCAGGAGUCCUUUAUUGAUCCUGAGGAAUGCAGCACAUUUGAAGAUUCAGAAGAAUUUCACUUUGAAGUGGAAGCAGAUCCCUCUGAUGAUGUGGAAAACUUGGAUGAUGCUGAUGAAGAAGGAUACUGGAUUAAAUGCAGUGCCACCUGCAGUGUGAAUAUUAAGAUCUGGGUGCCUUAUUACUCCACAGAAUUCAAUAAACCUGCAAUGAUCUUCUGCUCGAAUGCAGGUGAUGAUGGACACUGGGUACAUGCUCAGUGCAUGAAUCUCACAGAAACGCAGCUAAUUCAGUUUUCUCAGGAGAACAUAAAGUACUUUUGCAAUGAACAUUAUAUUGACAGGGGAAUUAAAACUCCACACAAGAUAAAGCAGAUAAAGCGAACACCAAUAAAAUCCCCACGUAAGAAGUCACCAGCAACACUGAAAAGGACACCAAUGAAGAAGAGCUUUCUGAAGAGACUGUUUGAUUGA
Pristis pectinata (smalltooth sawfish) is the source of this 1560-nucleotide messenger RNA. It is a transcript of the gene rag2, whose product is annotated as recombination activating gene 2. The record is from RefSeq and is a predicted model, not a curated record. Gene Ontology annotation, biological process: V(D)J recombination. Gene Ontology annotation, molecular function: protein binding; sequence-specific DNA binding. Gene Ontology annotation, cellular component: nucleus; DNA recombinase complex. NCBI's taxonomy places the organism in Eukaryota, Metazoa, Chordata, Chondrichthyes, Rhinopristiformes, Pristidae. The transcript has a single exon. Bases 1 to 1560 code for a protein of 519 amino acids.